UAUCUAGUAGACGAUUGAGAAUUUUUCCGAACUUGUCGUGCUUGCUGGAAGCUGUGAUACUCCUACGCUUGAUUAUAACUCUAAAACGACAUACACAUUACACAAGGAAACAAUUACUUACUCAUGAUUAACAGGAUAUAUUUGAAACCAAAGAUUCACGUGGAAGUGCUUUCCGCGGCGUGAUUCGUCUAGUGGGAAUGAGAUUCCCUUGACAGUAGUGUCAGCAGUGCUUCUGGUUGUAUAUCAUCAGGAACCGGGGGUAUGAUGUCGUCAAAUUUAUCAAUGAAUUCCAUGUCGGUGAAUUCACCACCGGACAUAAAACCUGACCUGUCCCAGUUAAACAUGGCAUCCCCACCCGGGUCCUACUUCAGUUAUAGCUCGGGCAUGCAGUCCAUGUCAUCAUCAUCACAACCUUCCCCACCAUUGAUGCAUUCGCCAGGAAUGCACUCGCCCUCAUCGUCUGUUACCUCCCCUUCCAUGAUGUCAUUGGGAUCCCCUGGGUCAGUGUCUUCACCGCCCAAUCCACACAUGCCACACACAACGCUCAGCAGCAAACACAUCUGUGCAAUAUGUGGAGAUCGGGCGUCAGGAAAACACUAUGGUGUUUAUAGUUGUGAAGGAUGUAAAGGUUUCUUCAAAAGAACAGUACGGAAGGAUCUUACAUACGCUUGCAGAGACGAUCGGAAUUGUGUAAUAGAUAAACGUCAAAGAAACAGAUGCCAGUACUGCCGAUAUAUGAAAUGUUUGGCAAUGGGCAUGAAACGAGAAGCUUGCCUUGCAGCUGUCCAAGAGGAAAGACAACGAGUAAAGGAGAAGGGUGAAGGCGAGGUGGAGAGUACCAGUAGUGCUAAUUCUGACAUGCCUGUGGAGAAAGUUCUGGAUGCAGAGCUGUCUGUUGACCCCAAACUGGACACUUACAUAGACACACAGAAAGAUCCAGUGACAAAUAUCUGCCAGGCUGCUGACAAACAGUUAUUUACAUUGGUGGCAUGGGCUCGGAGAAUACCACACUUCACAGAACUCCCCUUGGAAGAUCAGGUUAUCCUUUUACGAGCUGGCUGGAAUGAAUUGUUGAUUGCUGCAUUUUCCCAUCGCUCUAUUGUGGUGAAAGACGGUAUACUGCUGGCCACAGGACUACAUGUUCAUCGAAGCAGUGCACAUCAGGCGGGUGUUGGUACUAUCUUUGAUCGAGUUCUCACAGAACUUGUUGCAAAGAUGAGAGAAAUGAAAAUGGACAAGACAGAGUUAGGCUGUCUAAGAGCUAUUGUGCUGUUUAAUCCAGAUGCUAAAGGUUUGUCAGCCAUACAGGAAGUAGAGGCUCUAAGAGAAAAGGUUUAUGCGUCAUUGGAGGAAUAUUCAAAAACACGUUACCCAGAUGAACCUGGGAGGUUUGCUAAGCUGUUACUUAGACUUCCUGCACUGAGGAGUAUUGGACUUAAGUGCCUAGAACACUUGUUCUUCUUCAAAUUAAUUGGUGAUACACCAAUAGACACUUUCCUGAUGGAAAUGUUGGAAAGUCCAAGCAUAGGCACGUGACACCUGGGUGGACGGAGGGAGGGGUGUCGUCACACCUAGUAAUUGAUGGAAGGAGAUUGAUGUAAGAUGUAACCAGGCCUGGACUGUGGCAGUGUCUUAUGUGUUCCAGGUGUAAACCCUUCAUUUGUAAUAUGGCAUAGCCCUGCAUCAAUUGAAACAUGAACAGUAUAUAGUAUGUAUAUAUAUAAAUAUAUGAAAAUCCAUUUUAUGUUGGUGUUGAUUAUAGUAGCAAGUCACUGUGGCCAUCAUACAAGACAUCAGCAUUUACCUGGUGUGAAAGAAUCGUUUUCCCAUUUGGUCUAUUUUUAAUGAUUUCUCCAAGCUGUUUUAGAUUUAUUACCAUUUCUAUUGACAUGCCAGGGAAAUGUUGUUUUGAACAUCGUUAAAGCUUUUAGUUUGUGGUAAUCAUGUAAAGUAUCAAACACGGUGUACCAUUCACUUAUUUUAGGUGAAUUUCAUUGAUUUAAAUGUAAAAUCCCAAUGCAGUGAAGGUAUGGUUCUAUGUUUCUAGUAAUUUCCUUCACAUUAAAUGGUGGUAGAUUUUGGAAUUUUUUUUCUGAGAAAUGUAAAUAUUGGAAUAAAUGGCACUUGGAAGAAUCUUCUCAUAUUUUUGAAGGAAAUUUAAAUCAUGGAAAUUGAAUUUGAUAUUAGCUGUUUAUAACAAAAUAGAGCUGUCAAGUCUUGAAUGUUAUUGUAACUUGUUUAUGUUAACAAAUAUUUUUGUUUGAACACAGAAAACCUUACUGCUGCCACAUGUUUUAAUUUGAUGACUUGUUGUAGUGAUUGCAUGUAUGAAUAUGUUACAUACCAGCAUGAAAUCAUGAUCCUAGAAACAUGAGCACAUGAAGCGACAUUUCAGUUCAUUUAUAUUAUUAUGAUAUUAAUAUCAUUCAGAUCAUCAUUAACUAAAAAGACUAUCUGAUGCAAUAAAGGUAAUUUUAAACACCAAUAUUGACACCAAUAUUGAAGAAUUUCCGUCUUAUAAACCACCAAGAAAUGGCAAUAAACUAGGUAUGACUGUGGCAGCCUUUUCUUAACCAUUCCCCUCCACCCCCCCUAAAAUAAAUUUUGUCUUUUACUGGAAAAUACUGAUUUCGUGAAAAUAUAAAUCAACGAAUGAACAUUCUUGUAUUGAAAUACCUUCCAGGAUAUUGAGAUGUCAACAUCAAUCAUGACUGUUUAUAUGUUUUAUCAUGUUAGGGACAUGUUAAUGACAGAUUAGUUAACACUCCUCCUGUAUUUAAUGAUUUAAGGGAGUAUGUGACAUUUAGUAGUAUCAGUUGGUAAUUCAGUUUAUUGAUAUGCUUGUUUAUUUCAAGGAACUUUGUGCACAAAACCAGUUCAAUGUACCUAUUCACUAAAAUCACAUCUUUAUUGGAUUAUUGAUGUGAAUAUAGUGAAUGUCUUUCAAUUAACUGCCAUCGGGUGGGGAUACUGGGAGCAGAGUUGGUUCUUGUUAAUUUCUCUCAUGAGUUUCUUUCAUCACAUACACAUGUAACAUAAAAUAGGGGCUUCAACAUAUUUACAUUAAGCUUAACCUUAAAUUAAAAUUUUGAAAACAAAAACAAACCUGUAGAUGAUCAACAGACAACUGCUUUAGUCAAAGAAAUUUAUCAUGUCUGUCAUUAUACAGAGUCAGAAUUUUAUUUUUCACUUUCACUUAGGUUUCCAUGGCAAUUUAUUUCAAAGCAGAUUGAUAAUUUAAGACUAUAAUAUUGAUAGUGUGUUCACGCACAUGUAUACCUGGGCCAUCAUAAGUGUUCAAUGGUAUCAUGUGUUAGGUUGUUCUGUCACCAAGUAUCAAGGCAGCUAUACACCAGGUGACGAUAUCCUGUAAAACAGAGGGAAACAUAUCACACUGAUAGUAAAAAUCCAUGAAAGGCUAGUGUCUCUGACCAAGGUAAAAUGUAAGCUGUUUAAUUACCAGCAUUUAUUUUCUUCAACUAGGUAUUUGUUAGUGAGGAAUCUACUUUGGAUUUUGUUGAAUAUUUGUGUUAUAUGAACAUUUAAAGUGCUAACUUAAUAUACGAAUAUAUAUAUAUAGCUAUUGCUGAAAGUUUUAUAUAUACAUAGGUAAUUUGGUGAAUACCAUUGUUAGUAAGUUACUGUUGCAGUAUUUUUCGUGAUUUUUAAAGGUUGCAAUUCCUGUUCUACAAUAAGUAUUCAACAUUUUGAAAUGGUCAAGUUUCAGAAUUCAGAUUUGCAUAUGUUGACAGAUGUUUGGCACUCUAGAUGAAAAACUCUGUGGUUUUUGUAUUUGGAUGAUCAUACAUUGUUUUUAGGGUUUUAGAGAUAAACAUUGCCGCAUUUAUUGUUUGGUCUGUAGUUUUACAUGAUAGCCACAAAGGCACUGCAAGGAUUGAGCUACACACUUACUAUGUAUUUGAUGUCAAUUUUACUGGAAGUAAAGUUUUGGGAUAUACUUUUUCUGGACAGCAUUCAAAGAAAGAAAAAAGCUUACAAAACUACUUUUAUAUUUUCUUUUAAAAUACUGGAGUUGCAGUUCUGCAUUUUCUGUUUCGGUAAUUUCUUGCAAUGUCCUGCCUCAUCUAUGUGCCUGUUCUUUUACAACUGCCCUGCUGUUUAAAAAAGCAAUUUAAAGGCUUACAGCUCCUGGAACAAUUUUGCAUAUGAUUGCAUGUUUUCUGUUAAAUUAAUGUCAUUUUUUGACACAAGAUAUAAUGUCAGUAAUUCAUUAACAACAAAUUUGUGAUGGAGGAGUAGUAUUGUUUUAAAAAUCCAAUCUAAAUUAAGGGAAAAGAUGGAGAUGUAAGAUAGUGACUAAACCAGUGGUUAGCUUAUGCAGUAUUUAGUACAAACCUAUCACCUUGUUAACUUGUUUCAGAGUAAGUAUUGUUUGAUCAAAUUGUAUGAAUGAGUGCCCUGUCCAUCAUGUAUGAAUAAAACAUGAUCUUGGUUACUUGGAAAAAAAUAGGGCAUAUCUGUAAGGAAGUGGUGAUAGCCUCACGGUCUGUCACAGGAGUGUAUGUACCACUCCAGGAUGUGAGGCUAUCUCAUCAUAAGUGCUAGACUUUUUCUGUGAUGUAUUUCAGUGUUUUGUUUGUAUAGAUUAAAAGUGCUGUUUUCUUCGUGUAUUGCUGGAUGUGUUAUGUAAAUACUGUAGCUGUAUAUAAGUAGAAAUGGUCGACAUGUUGCACAAGGGAAGAAUCGACCAACCUUUACACGUUCACACCUGUAUUGUGAAUCAGUGGAUGGCAGGGUCACAUCACAAGCACUCUGUAUUAUUGUUGGGGAUUCAUUUGUUUACAUUUUAAAAUAUCCUCCACUCACAUUUGUUUCAGUAAUGACUUGGGAGAGAAACUUGUAUGUUCAGUAAUGAAAACUGUGAUUUUACAUGUUUUGUAUUGGUAAGCAGUUUGAGCAAAGAUUUAAUAUUAAAAAUUUGGACAUUAAAAGAAAUGAGGUAAAUGGAUGUUUUCUGAAGUUGGGUAUGGGAUGGGGGUAAUGAAGAACUACAGGAGCUGGCCUAUUUGUAUGAUGAUUGUAACAGAAUUAUACAGGGGGACGGAUGUUCCUUGCAUUUGAUACUCUUGAUCUGUAUUUACAGGCUUUAUUACAUGGCAAGAUUUAUUUGGAAGUUCUAUGUAUUAACACAAGAUGAUUUGUAUAAUUUUCAUGUAAAAUAUUUUUAUGUAAUUCGGUUUUCUUUUUUUAAUGUUUUCAAUAUAAUAGAUUCUUAAAUAUUUUGACUUUAUCACUGCUAUUUUUUUAAUUGACUCGUGUUGAUAUGGCGGUCUUGUAAUGGGACAUAGAGCCACAUAUUUUAAUUCCUGCAUACUACAAAACAAGGUGUCUGUGAAUGUGGCCCACGUGUUGAUGAACUAUAUAUAAGGACUUGUUUGGUCCUGAUAGCAACUGCAGCUUCUCACAUUUGGCUGCAUAUGGUAUAUGCCUUUCACAAUGAAAUAAAUAAAAGAUAACUAUGGAAAGAU
Molecule: messenger RNA, 5489 nt
Organism: Ylistrum balloti
Lineage: Eukaryota; Metazoa; Mollusca; Bivalvia; Pectinida; Pectinidae
Product: retinoic acid receptor RXR-like
Exons: 7
Coding region: 262-1536 (424 amino acids)
Biological process (GO): positive regulation of transcription by RNA polymerase II; cell differentiation; anatomical structure development
Cellular component (GO): RNA polymerase II transcription regulator complex; nucleus
Molecular function (GO): nuclear steroid receptor activity; zinc ion binding; nuclear receptor activity
Source: RefSeq, a predicted model, not a curated record